CAAAAAGAGAAACACACCUGACGCACAAAAGAGCUGCGUGUCCGGUUUUUGUUCAGGUGAAAAAAACGUCGACGAUAUGGCGUCCGACGCGUCCAUGUUCGUGAAGACGGUUCUGGCUCUUAAUGACUCGUAUAAAACCGAGGACACCAGUUUGGCUUUACCUUCUGAGGACAGGUUAGCUCGCUCUGCUGGCGCUGACGAGGCGCAACGGAGGAGUCGAGUGGAGCAACAAGUGCAGCAGCUCACUCUGUCUCGGAAAGCAAAACGGUCCAUGAUGAAAGGUAGUGUAUCCAGCAUCCAGUUAGCCAGUACAACACCUUCCAGAAAUGGGCCUAUGAAGGCUUUCCAGAAUUUUGACCGCAGUGGCACUCCAGGACCAAGCAGACAGCUGGUUAAGAUGAACCAGCCUCAUUGGGCAAGUCUGAGGUUUCCCCAGGCUAAUAGAGGAGAGUACAGGAAUGUUAGAUACGACUCAUUAGGAAACAGCUUUAUCUGGAGAUCUGCGGGUUUUACUCUCCCGGCGCUGCGAUCCGUGUCUUCGGCCGAACGUCUCCAGAGAACCUUCCCUCUGCAUGCCUCCGCCUAUUCCGAGAUGCUCCAAAACAACUGGCCGCUUGCUUCAGGCUGCGCCCCUAAGCUUCAGCUUCCUAACAAGCCUGUCUACGAGGACUAUCUGGAUGAUGUCUUUCUGCCUGACAGCUCACACUUCACCCCAUUCAGAGCAGAGCAUCAGAGAAUGUUUUCGGAGAAACAGACUCUUCUGAGAGCAUCCAGUCAGCUCGGAGAUGCAGCGUGGGAGAUGACGAACAUGCCCCUGGUGGUUCAGGACAUCAGGCAGACACCGGAGACAGCCUUGAGAAGACAACCUUCAUUGGUCAAGACACACACAAGAAAGACGGCAGCGAUCCAACAGGAAGAAGCAACAGCUGACACACUAAAUAAGGGAAACCAAAGUACACCGACCACAAUGAAGAUGGCUGUAAAUCUCCUCGCAGAUAACGACCCGGAAAUUCAGAUCACUGCUGCAAACUUCAUACAGAACCAGUGUUUCAGCAGCGCGGAUGCUAAGAAAAGGCUGGCUAUGCUUCAUGGGAUCCCAAAGCUUUUGAAGCUCCUUGACUCGGGCAGUGAUGAGGUGCAGCAAGCUACAGCCGGUGCAUUGAGAAACGCCAUCUACGAGAACAACGAGAACAAGAUGGAGGUGAAGGACCAGGAUGGUGUCACUGUGAUCCUGCAUCUGCUCAAGACAAACCGCGACACUGAAACCCGGCGGCAGCUCACAGGGUUGCUAUGGAACUUGUCCUCUCAUGACAUGUUGAAGGAGCAGCUUGGAAGCGAAGCUGUAAAACCCCUCACUGACUCUGUCCUCGUGCCAUGCUCGGGUAUCACCGAGGGUGAAGAUCCAAAACUGGAGCUACUGGCAGAUCCUGAGGUCUUCCUUAAUGCUACAGGCUGCCUGAGAAACACGAGUUCAUCAGGACCGAACGCACGCAAGUCCAUGAGGGACUGCGACAGCCUUAUUGACUGCCUUGUUUAUUACAUCCGCGGAACCAUUGCAGAUUAUAAACCCGACGAUCAGGCCUUAGAGAAUUGUGUGUGCAUCUUACAUAACCUUACCUAUCAGUACGAGUGUGAGGUUCCUGAAACAGUCAGGCCACUGGUGCACGAGUCCAGACAGACAGCUGUUGAUGAGACCCAGAGACCUGGCUGCUUGGUCAGGAGAAACACCAAACUCUCCCACGCAGAUGACUGCUCGGAAUCCGAAUGCCCUCUGCUGGAGGAGAAGUGUAACCCGCACGGCAUGGAGUGGCUGUGGAACAGCAUCACCAUCCGCAUGUACCUGUCUCUUCUUGCUAUCAGCAACCGGCAUCUCACACAGGAAGCAGCUUUAGGAGCCAUGCAGAACUUGACAGCUGGAAACGGAGGGAUUUCCAAGGUUAUGGCGCUCACCAUUGUGCAGAGAGAAGGAGGCCUACUGCAAGUGAAGAAGGUGCUGCAAGAAGGGGAGGCUGACGUGAAGAGAGCCGCCGUGUGUCUGCUCAAAAACAUGUCCCGUUACAAGGAGCUGCAUUCAGACAUCAUUAAACAGGUGCUGCCAGAGCUGAUUGCCAUGCUUCACGCCUCAGACACCAAUACAGUUCAGCCCGAUGAGACCACCUCUAUCUGUCAGAUUCUCAACAACCUGAGCCAGCCGUCCGUACAGAACGCUCGUGACGUCCUCAACAGUGGCAGCCUUCCCAGGAUCAUCAAGAUCAGCAGCAAAGAGAGGCAUGGAACCACGAAGGCUGGUCAGGCUGCUAGUGUUCUGCUGCACACUCUGUGGAGACACUCUGAACUUCAUGGUAGCUACAAGAAGGCUGGUUACAGGAAGACAGAUUUCAUCAACAACCGGACUGUGAAGGCAGUGAAUUCAGCUCGUAACUGACCUCAAGUGGAAAAAUGGAAAACUACACUACACACAAGGACGAUUUACGACAUUCAACACUGAAGCGCACUUACAUUUUUUUCUGAAACGUCACUCUAACAUGUAUAUGUAUAUUGAAUUCAGACAACUUUUUGUAGAGACGUCAAACACUUGUGUGGACCGUGAUCCUAAAAACACCACAAUUUAAUAAGACAGUUCCAUUUGCAUUUACGGCAUUUGGCAGACACCCUCAUCCAGAGCGACGUACAAAAUAUAUUCAUUGUUAGAGCCUUCAAUGAGGAGUGAUAAGGGCUUUGAGGUAAGAGAGAGCUGGUCCAUUUUUGGCUUUGUUUUCAAGAAUCACUGUUUUGAAUCUGAUGCAUGCAGCUACCAGAAGCCAGUGGUGGGAGCGCAGUGGGGUGGUGUGUGAGAACUUAGGGGGGUUAAAGAAAAAUUGUACAGCUGUGUUUUCUGAUCAUUUGCACAGGACGAAUUACGUUCAUAGGUAGACCUGCCAGCGGUGUCUUGCAGUAGUCCAGUCUUGAAAUUACAAGAAACUGAAGUACGUGAGCAGCCUGUGUGGACAACAAAACUUGCUGUGUUAUAGGCAUCACAGAUAAUCCAACAGAUUGUUAAAAUAAUUUAAACGAUUUAAAACCUUUACAGUAUGCACACGAUUAAACUGGGAAUAAACUCAUGUAGUUCAUCCCGGAAACGAUCAGUGUACAUUGCGUUUUUUCGUUUUUAUUUCUGAAAUGGGAUUAUAAAAGGAAACAAGGUUUAACAAAUUAUUUGUUGGAUUAAAACAUGUGAAAAACGCUUGUGUUUCUCCUGCAUGGUUUUUGAUAUUUCGUAUCAGCAGUAAAAAGAUUAAAGGUGGACAAGAUUAAAGGUGAUUAGAUUAGAUUAAAGGUGGACAAGAUUAAAGAUGAAUUAAAUAUGGCCUCAUAAGCUGUACAUUAUAUAAUCCUAUGUGAUUUCUACAAAACAGUAGGAUGGUAGCUAUAAAAAAACAGCAACUUUUACCGGGUGUCACAAUUGAAGUUAUAUUUCUGCAUAUGCUGAUUCCAUUUUUAUUAUAUUUUUAUUUUCUGAAUUAUUUUCUAUUUUAAUGGGAGAAAAAAAUAUUAUAUAAAAAUGCUGAUUGGUUAAGAUGUUGAACUACUGAACAGAAGGUUGUGAGUUUAAAUCCCAGGACCACCAGGCUGCCACUGAUGGGGGCCUUGAGUAAAGCUUUAACCCUCAACUGCUCCAUUGUAAUAAUUGACACAAAUAUAAGUAGCUCUGGAUAAGGCCGUCUGCCACGUGCCCUAAAUCUAAUUGGUUGCUUGCGUUCCCAUUUUAUUUUAAAACAAAAACAAAUGAACGUAGUCUACACCGAGUUAGAAAUUCAAAUUUACCCAUUCAAUAGGAACCGAAUCUAUAAGAUUGUAAAAAAAUCUGUCUCAAUUAAAUAAACAAAAAUACAUUUA
Tachysurus fulvidraco (yellow catfish) is the source of this 3876-nucleotide messenger RNA. It is a transcript of the gene pkp2, whose product is annotated as plakophilin 2. The transcript has 13 exons. Gene Ontology annotation, biological process: desmosome organization; protein localization to plasma membrane; cell-cell junction assembly. Gene Ontology annotation, molecular function: cadherin binding; intermediate filament binding; protein kinase C binding. NCBI's taxonomy places the organism in Eukaryota, Metazoa, Chordata, Actinopteri, Siluriformes, Bagridae. The record is from RefSeq and is a predicted model, not a curated record. Gene Ontology annotation, cellular component: nucleus; cytoplasm; intermediate filament. Bases 77 to 2425 code for a protein of 782 amino acids.